Molecule: messenger RNA, 912 nt
Organism: Caenorhabditis remanei
Lineage: Eukaryota; Metazoa; Nematoda; Chromadorea; Rhabditida; Rhabditidae
Exons: 4
Coding region: 1-912 (303 amino acids)
Molecular function (GO): structural constituent of cuticle
Source: RefSeq, a predicted model, not a curated record
AUGGAGAUCCAGGAGAUCAAAAACCGGAUGAAAGCCUACCGAUUUGUGGCUUAUUCCGCUGUCGCCUUCUCAGUUGUUGCUGUGAUUUCGGUCUGCGUAACCCUCCCAAUGGUCUACAACUACGUGCACCAUGUAAAACGGACGAUGCAGAAUGAGAUAGUCUAUUGUCGGGGCUCCGCCAAGGACAUCUGGUCCGAAGUUCGCACUCUAAAAACCGCUCUGGAACCAAUCCAAAACCGUACCGCCCGUCAGGCGUACGCGGACGCCGCAGUCCACGGCGGCGGUGGUGGCGGGAAUUGUGAAGCAUGUUGUCUCCCAGGCCCAGCCGGUCCCGCAGGUGCACCAGGAAAUCCGGGAAAACCCGGGAAACCUGGAGCCCCCGGUCUACCAGGUAACCCCGGUAAGCCACCGGUCCAACCAUGCGAACCCAUCACGCCACCACCUUGCAAACCGUGUCCAGACGGUCCAGCGGGUCCGCCAGGGCCCCCAGGACCUCCAGGAGAUGCUGGGAGUAAUGGUGCUCCAGGAGCACCGGGAGGUGAGGCACCACCCGGAGAGCCUGGACCAAAAGGACCGCCCGGACCACCUGGAGCACCAGGAGCACCCGGAGAGCCCGGAAGACCUGGAGACGACGCACCAAGUGAGCCGCUUAUUCCUGGAGAGCCUGGAUCAGCUGGACCGCCUGGACCACCGGGCGCACCGGGACCUGAUGGACAACCGGGAUCACCUGGAGGACCGGGAACACCUGGACCAAAAGGACCGCCUGGAAAUCCGGGAACCCCUGGAGCCGAUGGAAAACCUGGAGCGCCUGGACCAGCGGGACCUGCUGGAAACAAGGGAGAGAAGGGAAUCUGUCCGAAGUAUUGUGCGAUCGAUGGGGGAGUGUUCUUCGAGGAUGGAACACGACGAUAA